AUGGAGGCGUACUGCAACGCAGUGCGUCGCCUCGAGGACAAAUUCGACAGCCUCGAGCUCAACCACAUCGCGCGCAAGUACAACGAGGAAGCGGACAAACUAGCCAAGAUCGUGUCGGGGCGGACCACCAUCCCCCCGAACAUCUUUGCCCGCGACCUCACCAAGCCUUCUAUCGACUUCAAGAAUCUUGCGGAAGCCACCGGUGCAACCCCUGAACCCUCGGGGGCUGUAACCGCCGAGCCCUCGGCUAAGGACCCCUCGGCGGGGGAAUCCGAGGACAUGGAGAUCGAGAUCUCCUCGGUGGACGAGGCGGAAGCCAUGCAAAUUGACGAGGCCCCACCUUCCAGGGACUGGCGUGACCAAUAUCUUAAUUGGAUUAACCGAGGGGAGCUACCCUCGGAUCACGCUCAGGCGUGGCGCAUCGCCAGGCGGACCAAGUCUUUCGUCUUGAUCGACAGGGAGCUGUACAAGCGCAGUCCCUCGGGUGUUUUACAAUGCUGCAUCCCCAUCCCCGAGGGUAGGGAACUGGUCCGAGACAUCCAUGCCGAAGUUUGUGGACACCACGCAGCGCCUCGCACCCUCAUGGGCAAUGCGUUUAAACAAGGCUUUUACUGGCCCACAGCGGUCGCCGAUGCAACCGAAGUCGUGCGGACCUGCGAGGGGUGCCAGUACUACGCUCGCAAGACACACCUCCCAGCUCAUGCCCUGCAAACUAUCCCCAUCACAUGA
Panicum virgatum (switchgrass) is the source of this 729-nucleotide messenger RNA. RefSeq lists its product as uncharacterized. NCBI's taxonomy places the organism in Eukaryota, Viridiplantae, Streptophyta, Magnoliopsida, Poales, Poaceae. The coding region runs from base 1 to 729 and encodes 242 amino acids. The transcript has a single exon. The record is from RefSeq and is a predicted model, not a curated record. Gene Ontology annotation, molecular function: nucleic acid binding.